UUUUUUUUUCGCCCUAACUUCGCAGAUGUAUUUUAACAAAUUCGACAGGUGAAUGUUUUAAAGCCCGAAAUCAAUCAUUACUAUUGAAUUAGUUGAUUUUUGCUGCGGAAACAAAUCAAAUCUGUGUGAAUAGUUUGACGCUGUAGACCUUCGACGAAGCUGGAAUGUCUAAGAUCCAGAAAGCUGUGGUAGAUUAUUCACUGUGUCACAACACUCACUGUUAUUCAACUUCUGCUAGAGACUAGAAGACAUGUGACUGGAGGUGAUGGUGCAACGAUGUGUUUUGAAUAAGUUGUGUGACUUUAUUGUCUAUCUGCCAACACGUCUGUCCACUGUAUUGGUCCUGACGCUCGAUAACUUUUCUGAAGUUACACAACUGUACAACAUCUGCAGGACAGGCUGAGGGGCUUGUCUCAGCCUGUUGUGAACUCUGAUAAAAACAGAAAUGUCCUUUAAAAGGAGGAGUGUUCUGAGUGUCAGCUUCAGGUACAUUCAGUUCCAGAGCUAGAAACUCAUCCAGACCCCAUCGUGGUCACACUGGGCCUCUGGUUCUCUGAGGCUGCAGCACCAUCUAGAGGCCAAGGUGGGCAACGUCACUGUUUGGACGGCUUAAUACUAUUCAACAUGGCCGCUCCCAUGCGGACGUGUUGUUGUUGGUUCCUGUUUGUGUGAAGAAGCAGAAAAACCAUGAGGGAAUUCAGACGCCAUGGAAGUCAAAGGAGUGGUUCACUGUGCGCUGCAGAUCGAGAAACUGACCUCGGACAGAAGCUACGGGAACAUCUGGAUCCUCCUCGGUGACCUCGAGGAGUCGCAGGUCACCGCCGAGCAGCUGGAGGUCACAGACAUCGUCAGGGUUCUCUACAGGCUGCUGAGGACCUGCUCGGACAACCGCGUGAGGAGGAAGGUCAAGAGCCUGUUGUCCAAGUGGAAGAGGCAAUACAGCAAAGUGAAAUGUGGAGGGGAGAGCGAGGAGGAUGGAGGGGGGUCCAGGGAGGAGGAGGAUGGAGGGGGGUCCAGGCAGGAGGAGGAACCCCCCUGUGGACCAGCACAGGCAGGUGACGGUGGAGGGAGUGUGAAGGCUGAGGAAGAGCAAGAAGAGUCAACCACAGUGGAACAACACAACCUCCAGACUCCCACUUCCUCUUCAUCAUCAUCAGUGAGAGAGAAAUGUGCUCAGCUGCUCCUCGCCGCCCUCCACCCCGAGCCUCCGGAUCAGGACCAGGCCUCACGGCUGGCCGGAGACAUCGAGCGUCACGUCCACGAGCUCCACAGACACAGCGAGGUCAAAUACAAAACCUGCGUGAGGAGCAAGGUAGCCAACCUGAGGAAUCCUAAGAACAGCCACCUACGCCGGGGCCUCCUGAGCGGCUCCCUGACGCCCGAGGCCUUCGCCCGCAUGUCGGCGAAGGAGAUGGCGAGCGAGGAGCUGCGGCAGCUCAGGGAGGAGUACUCGUCUCGGGGUGUGAGCGAGAGGCAGCUGCCUCAGGGGGUGGAGGGGACGCAGACGCAGAAGAUCCGCUGCAAACGGUGCGGGGGGUCGGCCUGCAGUGUGACGCAGGUGUCCAGGGGCGCCCUGUUCCUGCCUGCGUGGGUGAGGCGUGGCGGCGCCGACGAGGAUGCGAUGACCUUUGUGACCUGCAGUGCGUGUGGGCAGCAGUGGUACCACAGCGGCUGGGUCUGUCUCUGAAUCCAAGUCACGAUGUUUGGAUCCACGAAGGAGGCUGAGUUUCAUCUCCUGAUGUUUGUUAGGAUGAUUACACAAAUACUACUGAACUGAUAAAUCAUCAUCUUGCUUAAAACAAGUAUUUUCUUUUUCACUUUGAAACACAAGUUGUGAAGCAUCCUUGCGUGAUGCAGCAUAUAGAAAAAAAUUUUUUUGUAUUUCUUUGCACGGCAGAAACGGUGAAAACCUUCAACUGGAGGUGUAAGAGCCAAGUCGGUGUUUAUUGGAGCCGCAGAUUUGAAACCACAACUUUUCACAAGGCAGAUCUCGUCCUCUUCUUCUUCUUCUUCUUCUUCUUCUACUUCUUCUUCUUUUUCUUCUUCUUCUUCUUCUUCUUCUUCUUCUCGCUGAAUCAUUUCCUGUUUCCUCCACUCGCUCUAUUUGUCCGUCAGCGUGUCUCAUUUACUUCUCCUGUCUUCCACAUGUCACCUUUCUCCCUCGCUAAUGCCAGCGUUCAUUGAUCUGUGGGAGAAAGAACAGGAUCCUGUUGCACUGAUGUGUAAGCCACUCUAGCUGUGCAUGCUGGGUAAAUUCUUCUGCCGACAAUAUCCUAUUCAUUUGGAGAAAACUGGAUUGUGCGGAUGAGCCAUGUGACCGUAGAGAAGGAGCAUGUGAGUCAGUAAUCUGCCCCUCUGAGCCACGGCCUCGGGGGUUUGAUACCCGUGGUCCUGCUGUGUGUGGAGGCAGUCGACGUGGCGCUGAGCCUCGCUGACACGUCAGUGUGACAUCACAGCGAUGGGCCCUGUGAGGCCGAGGCCCUGGAGUUUCAGAAAAUGUCUCUUUUUGUUAACAGUAGUGAAC
This is a messenger RNA of Platichthys flesus (European flounder), 2524 nucleotides long. Its product is annotated as transcription elongation factor A N-terminal and central domain-containing protein. Gene Ontology annotation, biological process: DNA-templated transcription. Gene Ontology annotation, cellular component: nucleus. The record is from RefSeq and is a predicted model, not a curated record. The transcript has 2 exons. The coding region runs from base 707 to 1687 and encodes 326 amino acids. Lineage: Eukaryota; Metazoa; Chordata; Actinopteri; Pleuronectiformes; Pleuronectidae.